AUGUGGAAGGGGAAGUUAGAUAUUGAAGCGGAAGAAGGAGUUCUUCCGUGGAAUCCUGCGGAAGAAAGGGGAGAAGGUUCUUCCGCGGGUUCCGGUGGAAGAAGGUUCCGCAGGUUCUUCCGUGGGAUCCAGCAGAAGAACUAUGUCUUCCACGGAUCCCGUGGAAGAACCUGCGGAACCAUCUUCCCCAGACAACAUUUCCUGGUUGUGGAAGAACCUAUCAUGGUUAGAACACGAGGUUUAGGUCGUGCGUUAGGAGCAGGUAGAGGUAGAGGCAUUAGUGAGGAUACGCAUGAGGCUGAUGUUCCUCUGCGCCGCAGACCUACUGCUUCAGCACGUAGGCAACGGGUUCGUCUGCGUGAGGACAUCACAGAGAGACCUGAGGAUGUGCCUCAGUUGCAUGAGGAUGUUCCUCAUGUGUCUGAUGCCACCCCAGAGAUUACAGGCACCACCGAUGCUGUUCAGACAGAGGGAGUGGCUACUGAUGGGAGCUUGGGGUCACCUGCUGCAGAUGAGGGAUUCCCCGGUGGACCACGUGACCCAUCGAUUUUGACCGAUUUUGCUGAGCAUGUCGCACACAGCAUCUGGAGUGGACAGGAACGACCCGAUCUGAAGUUGGUCUCCCAUGAUAGAAAAGUAGAUAAAAUUGGGAGACCAGCGCCUGAGAUCGAAGGGUUGAUUGCUGGCACCAGAUUGAGUCCACUGAUCAGGUGUUUUGUUAUCACCACUAAUCCUGGACUCAUAUCCGCCUUCGUCGAGAGGUGGCAUCGCGAGACUAGCACGUUCCACCUGCCAAUAGGCGAGUUGGCAAUCACGUUGGAUGACGUGGUGUCACUUCUACACCUUCCCAUCACUGGCGCGCUGCAUACGUUCAAGUCGCUUGUUACUUCAGACGCGAUUGGUCUACUGACGGAGCUUCUUGAGGUUAGUCAUGAGGAGGCUACAUUUGAGACCCGACAGGCUGGUGGGCCUCAUGUACGGUUGGGGUGGCUUCGGGACUUGUAUCAAAGCCAGUGCAGGGCUAGACGAUGGGUUGUAGCAGCCCGCACGUAUCUGCUCCACUUGGUGGGUUGUACUCUUUUCGCCAACAAGAGUUCAACCCAUGUACAUGUCGUGCACCUGGAGGCUUUCAGGGACCUGGACCAGGCAGGGUGA
Messenger RNA from Glycine soja, 1155 nucleotides. RefSeq names its product protein MAIN-LIKE 1-like. Gene Ontology annotation, biological process: meristem development; meristem maintenance. The record is from RefSeq and is a predicted model, not a curated record. The transcript has 3 exons. Bases 1 to 1155 code for a protein of 384 amino acids. NCBI's taxonomy places the organism in Eukaryota, Viridiplantae, Streptophyta, Magnoliopsida, Fabales, Fabaceae.